GGUAUAUUAAAUGAGUCAGUGAGUUAAAAAGGAAAACCCAGCAUGUAAUCAAUAUUAUUUAAAAAAAAAUGAUUAGGUUAGUUUAUUUGGGCGUCGUUUCAAGUUUUUUAGUGUUCAAUGUUGCUAGUGGUCAAGAAAGUGAGGCUCAACUCGAAGAGAGACUAGGUAAGCUCACUGAACAAAUAGUGUCAUAUCAAAGAUGUCGAAUAGAUAGCGAUUGCAGAGAAAACUCAUUUUGUUUCGAUAAUGAUAAUAACAGAAUCGGACUUUGCAAAUGUCAAGCUGGCUAUGAAUUACUACUUAGAAAUAGGACCUAUUAUACUUGUUUAAAAUUCGCAGCAUAUGGUGAAAAUUGCCAAAUUAGCGAACAAUGCAUAGAAACUCUGGGAUCUAUGGCAAAAUGCGACAGAGUGUGUGGAUGCGCUGAAGGAACGCAAAGGUAUCCAUGGGAUGGCCGCUGUCAUGGUAUUACAUUACUUGAUGACUUCUGUAGAACAGACGCCAAUUGUGUUCUUGAAGACGGUUCAUAUGCCUACUGUACAGAUGGCCAAUGCACAUGCAACAUUGGUCUAACACCAUCUUUGGACAAAAAACAUUGUAUAAUUGUCAGAAAUUUGGCUGAAAAUUGUACAAACGAUGAACAAUGUUCUUUUAUAGGAAAUAGUGUUUGUAGAGAGGUGUGCAGGUGUAGUGUAGGGUUUGUGGUGAAUAGGAAUAGAACUGCGUGUUUAAAAGCUGCAACUUAUUUUUUUGAUUCUUGCGAAGAAAACGCUCAAUGCUCAGAGUUUCUCACAGAUAGCAUAUGUAAUAAUGGUAACUGCACAUGUCAAAAUGAUUAUCACGGGUAUGAAACUAAAUGUGUUAAAUCUGCAAGAAUUGGACAAGCUUGCACAGAUACUGCGCAAUGUAUUCCCAGUCCUCAAUUCCAAACUAUAGCCGACUGCAUAGAAGGCGUCUGUCAGUGUCAUCCAGGAGUCCAUGACGAUAGAAUAGGCUGCAAUCACGGCAUCAAAAAUAGUGUUAAAAUAUUUAUAUUAGUUUUUUGUAUUUAUAAUUUAUUAUUUUUGUAGUUAAGUAUUUACUUUGACUGAAUAACUGUUUUGUGCAACAUGAGCUUUUUUAUAAAUAUAUGUGGUUAAAACAAAUGAAACUAAUAGUUAUUUAUGAUAUAAGUGUUAAAAGCACAUUUUUAAGGCACGCAUGUGAAAGUUUGCAGAAUGAGCGAAGCGAAUUCUGCAAUUCACAUAAGUGCCUUUAAAAAUACUUUUAACACAAAUAUCAUAUACAAUAUUUUUUCUACAAACGGCAAUAAAAACCAAUAACCACUAACAAAUUGGAUUUUUAAAUGAAUAAUAAAUUGGAAGCAUCUUUCCUACAUAAAAUUCUUGAAUUUGACAUUUGUCAAAAAAUCCAUACAACUAGCACCUUGUUUUACAGGUAACGAAAUGUUUUGUCAGUUUCUUGAAAGUCUGUCGUGGUCAGAUACAGAAGAAACAUAGGGUUGCAUCGAUCCUUCGAAAAAUAUAGAUGAGGCGGCCAAUCGGGCUACCUCAGUUGUUCAAAUUUCACCAUUAAUAUCAAUGUAAAUAACUGAAAAUACAAACUUGUUUUGACGUCCGCUCUCAAAAUUUGAUGUUUCACUUUUAACACUAGUGCUAUAAAGACUUUAUGGCACUAGUGCGAUAAAGUAACAUUUUUAAUGCUUCGGGGCCGAGUUAAAAAUUGCAUUUUUAACACGUUUGUAGAAAAAAUAAUUUAUCUGUAAUACUGGUGAAACAACAUAUUUUAUUAAAAAACAUAAUAAACUUCUUAUUCUUAUAACAACUAACAUAUCAAUUAAGUACAUGUUUCACAACUUUGGUAGUCAGAAAAAAACGUUCAGGUGACAUUUACAAAUAACAGAAAAAAUAAAUAAAUACAGUGCACGCAAUCAACAUCAAAUUAAAAGUAAAUUAGCUGCAAAAAAACAAAUUUUCAAUAUAAUGCUAUCACAUGCACUUUAAAGUUUUUAAUACAUUAUGCUAUAAAUAUGGCAUCUAACUUCCAACUCACAAUAAUAUAAUAUGUACAUUUUUAUAUACAUACAUAACUAAAUAAAUUUGAUGAGCUUUGCUCGAGUGAAAAAAUUUGCUACAAGAAUCUUCCAAGUUCUGGAAGCAAAAUAGAUUUAACAAGUGUAGUAGUGAGUGACUAUUGUGUGUUUCUUGUGAGUAGGUAUUUGAUAUUUUAUCCUUUUAGGUGUUGAAGUACAAACUGGUCCAAAAUAUUGUUAGUACUGCCAACAUGAUUGGUUGAUUCUGAUAGAAACUGGAUGCAGAAUCUGAAAAGAGAGAAAAAGACAUCAUAUAAUAAUAAAUAAAACUCAUGAAAAGGGGGUGUAAGUACCUAAGUUUCAGAAUAAGUAUAAAGAGCGAGAAUACACGUUUAGAGUUUGUGCUGGACUCUGGAUUUAAGGCUCAACUAUGAGUAUUUUUUAUUGUACUGUGAAUCAAGCAUUAUGUAAGCAAAGAUGAAGUGUGCACCACAAAUGAUUACACAAACAUUGUUGAUUUUUAUGUAUGCGGGUUUGUAGAUAAGUGAAACUACUCUUCCAAAACUAACUUUAUUUAACCACAAUCAAGCUUAACUAGUCACAAAACUAAAUCCCACGUCACAAAACUAAAUGCCAGAUUUUCCUUCGAAUUCUUCGCGGACAUUUGCUAUUUCUUUUCGCCUUAACUUUCUCCCUGACAGUUCCCAUUUUUUCUUUGACGAUUCCUAUGUUACAUUUGACUUCUUAGAUCAUUUCUAUUUUGCCUUGGACUCCUUGCCGUAUAUCCUGGAACAAUCCCGGCGAUCCUAUCAAUAUCUUGCUAUCAAGGUUCCCGUUCUUCCUGCAUGUCUUUCAGGCGUAUGUUUUCUUGUUUUAGCAAAAUAGGUAGUCUUCUUGUUCUUGCAAAAUGUUCUGGAGUCUCCCUAAAUCACAACUCACCUUCUUACUAUUGACUCACGUCCGGACAUGAAAUACUACUGAAAUCCCACGCAAUCCUAUUGAAAUCCCACGGUCUCCU
Molecule: messenger RNA, 3050 nt
Organism: Ceutorhynchus assimilis (cabbage seed weevil)
Lineage: Eukaryota; Metazoa; Arthropoda; Insecta; Coleoptera; Curculionidae
Source: the annotation of a GenBank genome assembly